AAAACAGGCUUUCCGUCUAUCAGUCGACAGCUAAGUGAGGUCUGGUGCAGAGUGCAGUCAGUGUUUGUCGAUGCUGCAGAGGUCAACUAGUUAAUGCAAGAGUGCAUAAUCUAGUAAGACUGUGUGCAUCAGAAGUUCCCCUUGCUGCAGAAGUCUCAAUCUCAGACUGGCACCCAGCAGUAUAAAUAUGUUGCCUGGUGAUCGCUGCAAUAACAAUGUGCACCUGGGAGUAGUCGUAUGGGCAGUGUAUGCUAGUAUGUGGCCUCACACCAUCCUAGCAGUGGACACAGGUCGUUGCAUCAAUGGCAGCCAGGAUGGACUAAAGCAAGUUACCUUUCAAAAUGACCUGGAUUUUUUCUUCUUUAUGAAUUCGACUCGUCCUCCGCCGAACUUCAAGUUGGUAAUUGAAGGUAGCGACGAUUCCAGCCAACAAUGGUUCAGAUUUAGGAAUAAGACUAAGAACAAGUAUGAAGUCCUCACAGAGAGUGCGUCCACGAUCUUUACUAUGGUAUGGGAAGGCUGGAAGAAGUGGACCCUGACUAUUAACAAGGAGCAUCUUCACCUUGUAUACCGAAAUCGAUCUAUUACCCUCAAACCAUCGCUUCCUGCUCACGCAGACUUCUGCUAUUUGCUGCAUCUGGUCACGGAGCACCACUUUCAACACCGCUUCUGCUACCCCAGUGAAGUGAACAAAUGUGUUAGGAGAACUACCAGGACUUCUGAAAUGACCACGGAAAUGGCUGAACGGACCACGAUAACGGCUGAAAUGACAACGGAAACGGUUGAAAUGACUACAACAGAAAAACAUACACGGGAAACAACCACCACAAAUUCAUCACGUGAAACACCCACCAAAGUUAUGACCCACACAGAUGCCCCAGCCUCCGCCAUAAUGAUGAUGACAACAUCACUGACAGUAGCAAGGACUGACGCUGUUGUUACCCAUGCAGUUAAGCAAGGUACCUCUGAAGGAAGUGUGGCUGGUGGAAACCUAUCUGUAGGUCUAUUCCUCGCCUUUCUGUUGGUGUGGCUAGUGGGUGUGUAGGCCUGCCUACUCACCAUUCUGCAGGUGUGAAGUGUGGCUGGUGGAGACCUCUUUGUAGGCCUACUCAUCAUUCUUCUACUACCGUGGUUCUGAUGCUGAUGUGAGGUGAUGAGUAGUCCGCAGAGGCGGCGCCAAUAAAAUAGUAAUAAUAAAAACGCUAUUUCGCAACGUUUCCUAGUAGUGAAUCCUAAUCAAAUAGCAAACCCGAAACUCCCCGGUAUAGAAAUUAUGGCGCCUCCUGACUGGUGUUCUACAUAGUGUAUGCUACAGUGUGACUCACGAGUUUAUCCUUAUUUUAAUAAAAAUAAUAGCCCAGAUCAGUUUAUAAGCAGGCAUAUGAUAAUUAUAUAUAAUUAAGUAAAAAAUCAUUCUGAACCUAAUGAAAAAAUAAUUUCAUUAUGAUUGUUUAUUAUUAAAUUAUUGUAAACCUAUCUAAAAUAUAUUUAGUCGGAUUAGGCUAAAGUUAACUGCGCUUGUUUUAAUAAGGUUAAGUUAGUUUUGUAAGGUUCUUUUGGUACAAAACUAUUCAUUUUUACAUUAACAUAAAUGAAAAAAUGUAUAUCUUUAGACGUUCUUAUUAAGAGAAAAUUUUAGAAAGGACUUAAUUUUAAAUGAGUUCUUGCUAAAUGACAAGUUUUACCUAUUCGGCACGAAAAACACAGAAACACACACACACACACACACACAUAUAUAUAUGUAUGUCGUGCCGAAUAGGCAGAACUUGCCAUCUUGGCUUAAAUAGCAACGCUCAUCUUGCCAUAUAGGACAUGUGAAAAUUUGUGUAUGCAAUAAUUUCGCCAAAAUCAUUCUGAACCUAACGAAAAAAAUAUAUUUCACUGUGUUUGUUUAGUAUUAAAUUAUUGUAAACAAAUCUAAAAUAUAUUUAGUUGGGUUAGGCUAAAAUAAAUUGUUCUUGUUAUAAUAAGGUUAGGUAAGUUUUCUAAGAUUCUUUUGGUUCAAAAUUAUGAAUUUUUACAUUAACAUUAAUGAAAAAAAUAUAUCUUUAAACGUAUAAGAGAAAAUUUUAGAAAAGACUUAAUUUUAAAUGAGUUCUUGCUAAUUGACCAGUUUUACAUAUUCGGCACGACACACACACACACACACACACACACACACACAC
Molecule: messenger RNA, 2165 nt
Organism: Cherax quadricarinatus
Lineage: Eukaryota; Metazoa; Arthropoda; Malacostraca; Decapoda; Parastacidae
Source: RefSeq, a predicted model, not a curated record